GAAGAGGAGCUUCCAGCUGUGCCGAGAGUUGUUUCAAGAGCUGUGCCAAAGGAGAAGGGGGAGAAGAAAUCCUGCAAAAAAUUGAAAUGUUGAUGGUGCUAAAAUUGUUCUAGAGGUAUCACAACUGGGAAAAGCAAAAAAAGCAGAAGUGGAGAAAGACACAAGGAAACAUGAUGGGAAACAUUUGUCAGAAGCACUGCGCCUGUUUGAAGUCUUACAUCCCGUGCUUAUUCUCAAGGAGAGACAGUGAGCAGGAUGAGAAAGUCGGCCAAGUCUUCGCCAACCUUCCUGUGGUAAAGAAUGAGUUUGAAUCAGGACAGAAUGACAGAGACAGUAAGAUAAAAGAGAAACCUUUACCUCCACUGCCUGGACAGCAUCUGGUGAAUAUUUGCAAAUUUGUGGCACUCUUUGACUAUGAGGCUCGCACUGAGGAGGACUUGAGCUUUCAAGCCGGGGAUAAGCUUGAAGUGUUGGAUGCAUCCCAUGAGGGCUGGUGGUAUGCGAGGCUCCUCCUGCCAACAGGGUCAGUCUGCUCUGGCCGCAAGCUCCAAGGCUACAUUCCUGCCAACUACAUAGCUGCUGACCAGAGCAUCGAAGCUGAGCCAUGGUUUUUUGGCCCCAUCAAACGAACAGAUGCCGAGAGACAACUGUCAUAUCCUGGAAACCAGGCAGGAGCCUUCCUAAUCAGAGAAAGUGAAAGUCUAAAAGGGGAAUACUCACUUUCAGUUUUUGAUGGUGUAUCUGUGAAGCACUACAGAAUCAGAAAGCUGGAUGAAGGAGGUUUUUUCCUAAGCAGAAGGAAAACUUUCCAAACUCUGAAUGAGUUUGUUGACUAUUACAGUAACAACAGUGAUGGCCUCUGCGUGGUGCUCGGAAAGCCGUGCCUAAAGGUACAAAUUCCUACUACUUUUGAUUUGUCAUAUAAAACUGUCGAUCAGUGGGAGAUAGAUCGACAAUCGCUGAAAUUGCUUAAAAAAUUAGGAUCCGGUCAGUUUGGUGAGGUAUGGGAAGGACUGUGGAAUAAUACCACUCCUGUGGCAGUCAAGACAUUAAAACCAGGUUCAAUGGAUCCGAAGGACUUUCUGAGGGAAGCACAAAUAAUGAAGAGCUUGAGACAUCCAAAGCUUAUACAGCUUUAUGCUGUCUGUACUUUGGAGAACCCAAUUUAUAUUAUUACUGAGCUGAUGAGAUAUGGAAGUCUUCUAGAAUACCUUCAAAAAGAUGCAGGCUCCCAAAUCUUCCUGCCACAACAAGUAGACAUGGCUGCUCAGGUGGCUUCCGGGAUGGCUUACCUUGAAUCUCAGAACUAUAUCCAUCGGGAUUUGGCAGCCAGGAAUGUUUUGGUUGGUGAGCACCAUGUUUGCAAAGUUGCAGACUUUGGACUUGCAAGAGUUUUUAAGGUAGAAAAUGAAAACAUAUAUGAAGCUAGGCCUGAGACAAAACUCCCAGUAAAAUGGACAGCCCCAGAGGCAAUCCGCUACAACAAAUUCAGCAUUAAGUCAGAUGUCUGGUCAUUUGGAAUACUUCUGUUUGAAAUAAUCACCUACGGGAAGAUGCCUUAUGCUGGUAUGCCAGGACAGCAGGUGAUCCAGAUGCUGGACAAGGGGUACAGACUUCCUCAGCCAGAGACCUGCCCGGAGCCAUUCUACCAGCUGAUGCUGCAGUGCUGGAGUACGGAGGCGGGUGAGCGGCCCACCUUCCAGGUCCUCUGUGACAAGCUGGAGUGCUACUUUGAGACCAACACCUACUCCUACGCCCACGCCCAUGCUGUGGUGAGAUGAAUCCCAGGCCAAUGCUGAGGGACAGAUGCUAGCCAACAUGGAUGAAGGGAAUGGGGCUGUGAAAUCAGCUUAACCUCAGAUGUGGAGGUUAUUAGGGGAGGGCUGAGCAAUUCUGGUGCAUUUUCAUCCCCAUGCUGAUAUGCAAAGACAUUUAAACUUUUUGCUGCUGGCAAGUGUUUUGUAAGAGUAAGCAUCAGGAAGCUGGUUGGGUGGAAGCUUUCAAAAAAAUAAAAUGCCUUCUAUUUAUUUUUAAAAUAACAGAUUGUAAGAAUGAACAAAUGAAAUGAGUGUUUCUCAAUAACCAUUGUAGAAUUUUGUCUCAUCUGUAUUGGAAUAAUUGCCAUUCCUUAGAUUUUUUUGUUCCUACUAGGUUGUUCUCAUGAAGGAAUGUGAUGGCUCUGCACAGCAGGAUCUGUGCUUACUGAGUCCUCUUAUGGUAAAAAAAAAUAAAUAAAAAAAAAAUCCAUGACUGUGAUGAUGGCAGAAUCACAAUUAAUUGCCUUGCUUAGACUUGAAGUACAUAUGAAUAAAACAGAUGUUCAUGGGAGAAAAGGAAUUCUUUUGUUUGGUGGAUGCUGAGUGAUCUUUUUUAGUUUGUCUACUGUUCCUCUUCUACAAGAA
Messenger RNA from Colius striatus (speckled mousebird), 2402 nucleotides. It is a transcript of the gene FRK, whose product is annotated as fyn related Src family tyrosine kinase. Bases 171 to 1781 code for a protein of 536 amino acids. Gene Ontology annotation, molecular function: non-membrane spanning protein tyrosine kinase activity; ATP binding; signaling receptor binding. The transcript has 8 exons. Lineage: Eukaryota; Metazoa; Chordata; Aves; Coliiformes; Coliidae. Gene Ontology annotation, biological process: cell differentiation; cell surface receptor protein tyrosine kinase signaling pathway; protein phosphorylation. Gene Ontology annotation, cellular component: extrinsic component of cytoplasmic side of plasma membrane. The record is from RefSeq and is a predicted model, not a curated record.